Scleropages formosus (Asian bonytongue) is the source of this 3012-nucleotide messenger RNA. RefSeq names its product R-spondin 1 (gene rspo1). The record is from RefSeq and is a predicted model, not a curated record. NCBI's taxonomy places the organism in Eukaryota, Metazoa, Chordata, Actinopteri, Osteoglossiformes, Osteoglossidae. The transcript is spliced from 7 exons. The coding region runs from base 1224 to 2066 and encodes 280 amino acids.
GAGUUCGUUUAAAAACCUACAAGUAGCGGAUUUUUCCCCCUAUAAAAAGAAGAGUGGAGCGCGUGAAGGCAGUCCGGGGCGGCGCGUGCGGUCCGCGGUAGCCAACACAGAUUCAGCAAGUGGACACCAUUCAGGGGCAGCCGUGGAUCUGAACAUGGGACGUCUGUCAAAGCGCAUGAAUUUACUGCCAGGGGUGUUUAUGGCCUGUUUACAACUCUCUGCCUUUUCAUGUCCCUAGCCAUAUGGUUCUUCACAGAACCAGCAAAAUUGUUUCCUGGGAGUUCGGGGGCAUUGGAAAUUCACUGAAGUGGGUUUAUGGUGGAAAAAAGUAAAAAUAAUUAAAGGUCCAAAGAGAACACUUACCUUGUGUAAUAGCACUUACUGAGGGUGCAGGGGAGCAUGGAAACUUCCCCUCACCCCAAUUAGUUGGCAGCCACUGUAUAAUUGGUUUAGCAAUUUCUGUGAUUGCAGUUUGUAACAGCCAGGUCAAUUAAUGUUUUAUAUUGUUGUUUUGCUUGGCAGAUUGCUUUGUUGUAAUGCAUUGCUCCAUUUUUGGGGAAGGGCUAUGCUUUCUUGUAUUCUGUUAAGACAGAAUGUACAGUACAAUGGAGAUGGUUGCUGCAUGCUGAGGUAGAGUGGAGCUGAGAGACUAGGAGAUGAGCCGGUAAAAGACAGUAGACUCUUGGAAGCUGAUAUCACCACAGGCAGGUCCUGGCAGUGACGGACCUACUGUCACGCAGAGGAGUGCAGAGCCUUUAUCCUCGUCUUUCCUUUUUUUUCCCCCUUAAAGCAUCCUCAACAGGCCCUGCACCCUGAACCUCUGAGCUGUAGUCACACAGACACAAACGUACAAGUAAUUAUUCCUGCCAAACCCACCUUCUGCUUUCCCACUGCCAAUGGCACCAGUGGUCUUCAUGGGUUGAAUUGCACACAAACCACAUUUGUCUUGGGCUACGCUUUUCCCCUAUCACCUCUGCACCACUUCCUGCCCUACCUCUCCAUCCCAUCCUAUCCCCGUUGAUCCCCCUUCCCCUGCGGGUGGCUAUGGCUCACGCCCCAGGCAUGUCUGGAGUUGUAUCUGAAAGGAGCUACGGACACAGCCAGCAGUGAAGACUCAAAGAGUGCAGCAGAAGCCACAGCGGCGUUGCUGGCAGCAACAGGGCACGCAUACCUGUCGUGGAGCACCCACCAGGUGGGGGGUGCCCCCUGCCUGAUCAGUCUGCAUGUCUGAGAGGACCCCACGUGGCUGGGAAGUGACUAUGCAGCUUGGACUGGUUGCAGUGGUGGUCUUCCUCAGCUUCAUGGAUUAUAGCAACAGCCUCAAGGACUCAAAGGGACGGAGGCAAAGGCGAAUAAGUACUGAAGUGCCACCAUCUUGUACAAGGGGCUGCGAGCUGUGCUCUGAGUACAACGGCUGCCUGAAAUGCAUGCCCAAGCUGUUCAUCCUGCUGGAGCGAAAUGACAUCCGGCAGAUCGGCGUGUGCCUGGCCUCCUGUCCCGUGGGAUACUUCGGUGUUCGGAACCCUGACAUGAACAAGUGCAACAAGUGUAGAAUAGAGAAUUGCGAAGACUGUUUCAGUCGAAAUUUUUGCACAAAAUGUAAGGAGGGCUUAUACGCACACAAGGGGCGAUGCUAUCCAAGCUGUCCUGACGGCUUCAGCCUUACCAAUGGAACAACGGAGUGCACCAGCGUUGCACAGUGUGAGCUGGGUGAGUGGGGCUCUUGGGGUCCUUGUAUGAAGAAAAACAAGACCUGUGGGUUUAAGAAGGGCACCCAGACACGCGCGCGAGAGCCUGUUCAGAGCCCUAGCCCAGACACUUCGGCCUCGCCGGCUGCUCCCCUUACCUGCACCCCUGAGGCAGAGAGCCGCAAGUGUACAGUGCAGAGGAAAGUACCUUGCAACAAAGGAGAAAAGGGGAAAAACAGAAAUGAAAAACCGGAGGACCAGCGGAACAAAGAGAAUGGCAAGAACAGGAACCGUGAAGCCAAAGAUGGUAUAAAGAGGAGGAAGUUCCAAAACCGGGCCACUACUGCCCCUACCCUCACACCUAGUGGCAGCAAAUAGUCUCUAGUGAUUGAGUGAAAUGAGAAGUGUGGGGGACAGGACCAGGGCUACAUCCAUCACCGUAUACUAUAUAUACAAGGUAUAUGCAAAUGAAGAAACAAGACAAAACACUAAGAAAGAAAAAGGAUCUGUGCUGCUAUGCAUUGAAGAAGAAGCUCUAGAACAGGAGGUUUGCUGCAAUAAUCUAGGGACCGAACUGUAAGGAAAGGAAGGUGGUGGUAUCUUCUGCAUACCCUCAGACCUACUACACCAUACAAACAAGGUCCUCCUGUCAAAAAACCUUCCCCACUGGGGCUGUUGAACAGUUGUUCAUGCUUUUGUUUUCCUUGCACGACUUGGUAAUAGGACUUGAGAGACUGGCUGAGCUAUGGAAUCUAUGGUCUGCGAGAAGUUUGGCUGGAUGCCGCUUGAUCAAGGGUUUGUUACAUUCAGACCAUUAGUAAUGAUUUUUUUUUUUAAAAAAAACAUUGUAACUUAUGUUUUAAACCUCCAAUGUUGGUUACAUUCACAUUUACCGCAGGUACCGCAGCAGGUUAUAGGAGUGUUACAAAUUUUCUGUGGGCAAAAUGAACAGGAUUCAGAUGUUUUAUUUGUAUUUCUGUUUUAUGAUGGAACAAGAGAAAGACACUGGAAUUUGCGGUUUGAUAAAGCAGAAAAACUUCAAAUUCAAACUUUUCCCCUUAUUUGCUUAAAAUUUUCUGAAAAUACCAAAAACAUAUGGUAAGCAUUGUCACAGACCUCAUACUGUUGGCCUGUUAUGAGACAAAAAGUAAAAAUGUAGCUGCUUGAUCAUUUAUUUAAAAAUAAUGCUUUGAUUAAAAUGAAAUGACACCAACUGGACAGUAACAUACAUACAUACAUCCAUACAUACAUUGAGUAUAGGGAUGUGCAUACAAAAUGGCAAUGACUGGCACAUCCUGUGGAGCAGAAAAUUGGAUGGACAGGA